This is a messenger RNA of Telopea speciosissima, 5056 nucleotides long. RefSeq lists its product as uncharacterized. The coding region runs from base 90 to 4586 and encodes 1498 amino acids. Gene Ontology annotation, biological process: regulation of transcription by RNA polymerase II. Lineage: Eukaryota; Viridiplantae; Streptophyta; Magnoliopsida; Proteales; Proteaceae. The record is from RefSeq and is a predicted model, not a curated record. The transcript is spliced from 19 exons.
GACGAAACAGGGUUAAGGCCAGGGUUACGGUUGUUCUCGUUAGGGUUUGUGGUAAUGGACGGCGGUGGCGGCGGCGGCGGGUCACGGCCAUGACAGGAAGGCGAUGCAAGCGGCGGAAGAUGAUGGGUAGGGGUGUGGAGGGAGGUUGCGGCACCGAGGAGAAGCCUUGUCCUGUUUCUAGGGUUUCUUCUUCUUCCACCAAAAUUCCCGCGAAUAACCAGUUAUCGACUUCUGUUCAAAGAGACGAAUCUUUCGGUUUGGAUUUAUAUGUUCAAGCUCGAAAAGCUUUGUCUGAGCGUUCACCGUACGAUACCGAAGAGGCCGUGCUCUCUAGGGUUCCUACUCUUCCUGUUGGUUUAUCUGGUUUCCUGACCAAGAAUUAUGAAAGUCGGAAGAGGUAUAAAAAAUCUCAUUCUGAAUCGGCCGCGAAGUCUUCUGGACAUGGUUCGAUUGCCCAGACUCCUGUUUUGCUGAAUAUUUGGGCUGAGAAUGAGGAUUACUUCAGGCCGGUUGCUUUGACUGAUAUUGAGAACUUGGUUGUUGUGUCAUCGAUUGAUUCUUCUGAUAUUCAGGGCUGUUUAACUAUCCCGUCAGUUUCUGGUGCUACUGUUAGGACUUGUGACAAUGCAAUUGAAGUUAGUACUAGUCCGCAGAAGAAUGAGGAGGUUGGGGUGGAGGAAGAGCAGUUUAUGGAAAUCGAUGGUGAGGGAGCUGAUGUUUUAGCUCAGAACGAAACGGGUGUGCUUCAAAAUGAAAUGGGUUCUUCAGUUAGACCUUCCUCGCCUUGGGGAGCUGGUAUUUUGCCACAGGCAGAAAAAGGUUCUUCAGUGACAGAGCUUUCUUCUCCACCCUCGUCUGGUCUACAAUGGUUGUUGGGUUCGAAGAAUAAAAUUCUACUUACUUCUGAGCGACCUUCCAAGAAAAGGAAACUUUUGGGUGGUGAUGCAGGAUUAGAAAGACUGGUUAUUGGGCAGCCUUCAGAAGGAGUGGGGUCACCUAUCUGCCACGUUUGUUGCUUAGGGGACAAUAACCGAAUGCUGGUGUGUGAUUCAUGUAAAGUUUCAGUACAUCAGAAUUGCUAUGGUGUAGAAACUUUUCCAGACGGACCAUGGUUAUGUUCUUGGUGCAAGCUGAAGGGUGACGUUGAAAAUGAUUUGGCGGGAAAUGUGGCUGUUGAAAAUGGAACUGAUGUUUGGUUAAGGCCUUGUGAGCUUUGCCCGAAACAAGGUGGUGCUCUAAAACCGAUUGCCAAGGGUGUACCUGAGACCAAAGAUAGCGAUACUGUGAAGUUUGCUCACUUGUUUUGCUGUCAAUGGUUGCCCGAGGUGUAUGUUCAGGACUUGAGGAUGAUGGAGCCAAUCAUGAAUGUUGAAGGAAUAAAGGAGACUAGAAAAAAAUUAGUUUGUUAUUUGUGUAAGGUUAAGUAUGGUGCCUGCAUUCGGUGUAGCAAUGGGACUUGCAGAACUUCUUUUCAUCCUAUAUGUGCAAGGGAGGCCAAACACAGGAUGGAGAUUUGGGGAAAGAUUGAAACAGAUAAUGUUGAACUUCGGGCUUUCUGCUCAAAGCACUCAGUAUGUCAGGACACUGCUGUUAUGCAACAACCAAGCAGUCCUUUGUCAGUGUUUGGUGGUUGUGAGUUUUCUUUAUCUCAGCCUUCACCUUUGGCACUGGUGGAAAGUGAACCUCACAAGUUAAGACAUGGAAUCAAGAAUGCGGAACAAAGCAUGGUCCAUUGUAAAGCCACUGAUGGUGAUUGUAAUAAAUCUGAGGAUGUCGAGGGUACUGAACCAGGUUCUAGAUGUAGGUCUGACAGUGCUGAUGUACAGCUCAUUACCAUGGAGGCACUUGGAAGGAACAGCAAUGAGGAUAGUGGUUCGAUAGACUCCCUUGAUUCUGUACAAAUUCUGAAGAAGAUAAUUGAUCGAGGAAAAGCCUUUGUGCAUGAUGUAGCUUUAGAGAUUGGCAUUUCAUCAGAAUCAUUGGCCGCAACACUUGCGGGGGAGCGCCCCUUCUGUUUCCCUGACUUGCAGUCCAAGAUAAUCAAGUGGCUUGGAAAUCAUGCUUAUAUGGGUAAUUCACUGAAAAACUUGAAAAGUAGGAGCAACUCAACGAAUUCAUCAAGGGCUGCGGUUGCAGGGUCUGAUGGUCCUAAUGGAAUUGCAAUAGCAGAUUCUAGUCACUCAGAUGCUGUUCCUGUCAAAUCAGUGCCACCAAGGAGAAGAACAAAGAACAACAUAAGGAUUUUGAAGGAUAAGAAAGUUUUAUCUUCGUCAGAGGAAACAUUUAUCGAGCAAAAUGAUGAUGGAAUAGUGAUAAAUGAGUUCAGCAGACAACAGCUUGGUCUUGAUGAAGAGUUUAAUGAUGGUUCUGGUAAUGAAUCUCUUUCUCAUAAUGGAGAUUGUUGCGAAGACCCUCAUGUCACUGGCAAGAUUAGGAUGGAGCCUUUGGGGCAUCAAGAGGUCGGUUCUUUUGUCGAAUCACCUAGAUCUGAAGCUGUAGGUUCACAUUCUAGCAUAUUGAAGAACGUUCAAGCUUACAAUGUAGAUUCUUCUGUGGUGAAUACUUUGGUGGACUCUAAUGGUGAAGACCCUGCUUGUGCAGCUGAUAGCGCAACACCAGUUAUGCGUAAUCUUGAAAAUGGAGAAGUAUCUUCGACUUCUUAUAUUCACCCAUUUAUCCUCAAGAGGAUGAUGCAAAUGCAGAGCCCAAUGGGUAAAAGCAUCUCUUCCAUUGAGGCAUAUGGCCCUGUCAACGUUUGUUGUAACCGCUUACAUCAGCCUUCAGUUUGCAUUAGCAAGAAUCCUGCAUCAGAUAGUUUAAAACUGGAGCAGUUGAUUAAGGCCAGUUCGAUGGGUAUCAUGGAGUAUUCUCCUGAAGAUGAAGUGGAAGGAGAACUUAUUUACUUUCAGAAUAAGCUGGUUGACCUAGCAGUCUCGAGCAAGCGCUAUUGCGAUGAUUUGAUUUUUAGGGUUGCGAAAAGUCUUCCAGAAGAGAUGGAUGCUGUAAGGAAUAAAAAAUGGGAUGCUGUGCUUGUCAAUCAGUAUCUUUGUGAGCUUAGAGAGGAAAAGAAACGGGGAAGGAAAGAGAAGCGCCACAAAGAAGCCCAGGCUGUGCUUGCUGCUGCAGCAGCUUCUUCGAGGGUUUCAUUGUUUAGGAAAGAUGGGCAAGAUGAAGCUGGUCAACAUGAGAAUCCGUUGAAGGUGAAUACUGUCAGUGGGAGGGCUGGGCCACAUUCUCAGUUGAUGCCACGGGCAAAGGAAACACUCUCAAGGUUGGCUGUAUCAAGGGCUUCUUCAGAGAAACAGUCCAAUAUCUUCCAGUUGACUUCAGAUUUCUCAAAAGAUAAUCCAAGAUCAUGUGAUGUUUGUAGGCGGUCAGAAACAAUGCUGAACCCAGUCUUAGUUUGUUGCUACUGCAAGGUUGCAGUUCAUUUGGGCUGUUAUCGUAAUGUGAAAGAUCCUGUUGGUCCAUGGUACUGUGAAGUUUGUGAAGAGCUAUUGCCAUCUAGAAGCCCAGGAGCUGUACCUUCAAAUUCUAUGGAGAGGCCUUAUUUUAUUAUACAGUGUGGUUUAUGUGGUGGCUCCGCUGGUGCUUUUAGAAAGUCACCUGAUGGCCAGUGGGUACAUGCUUUUUGUGCUGAGUGGAUAUUGGAAUCGACAUUCAGAAAGGGACAAGUCAAUGCUGUUGAAGGAAUGGAGGCCAUUUUGAAGGAAAGGGAUGCCUGCAUUAUCUGUCGCAGAAGAGUUGGUGUCUGCAUAAAGUGCAACUAUGGGAAUUGCCAAAGCACAUUUCAUCCGUUUUGUGCAAGAAAUGCUGGCCUCUACUUGCAUGUGAAGAUUAGUGGAGGCAGGGUUCAGCACAAGGGUUACUGCGAUAGGCAUAGUAUGGAGCAGAAAGAGAAGGCUGAGACUCAGCAGCAUGGGGCAGAGGAAUUAAAAAGCAUUAAGCAAAUUAGGGUUGAACUUGAGAAGUUGCGACUUCUUUGCGAGCGAAUUAUUAGACGAGAAAAGUUGAAGCGAGAGUUGGUUAUUUGCUCACAUGACAUCCUUGCGUCAAAAAGAGAUGCUGUUGCUUUCUCUGUACUUGUGAAUAGUCCUUUCGUUCCACCUGAUGUUAGUUCUGAAUCAGCUACUACUUCUCUCAAAGGGCAUGAUGAAAAUAAAUCCUUCAGUGAAGCAUUUCAAAGAUCCGAUGACGUCUCUGUGGACAGCACAGUUUCUGGUAAGCGCAGAUUUACAAUUCCCAUGCCCAUGGAUAUGGACCAACAGACCAAUGAAAGUUUAACAUCCCAACGCUCUGCUGCACGAUUGGUGACAGAAAGUUUACCAUUUUCUGGGAAGCAGCUUCCCAAUAGACCUGUAUCGAUUGCCUCCCGGAAUCUGACAGAUGAUGUGGAGAGGAAAUCAAAGUUGAGGAAGCAUACUGAGACCUUUCAGAAAGAGCUGGUAAUGACAUCAGAUCAAGCAUCUGUGCAGAAUCAGCGGUUACCUAAAGGAUUUGCUUAUGUUCCUAUUGGCUGCCUUUCAAAGGAAAAACUAGUAGCCCGUGACGUGAGUUCUCAUGCACCGUUGAAACGUGAUGGGUAGAGAUGAGCAUCACUCUUGGGUCUUCUUCAAUUGCCCUUCUAGGGGGCCAAGACCUAUCCCAGUUGCAUAUUUUCUGCUGCUGAGGCUUGUAAUGUUCAUUGUUUCUGAUGGAUGACCAAGAAGGUAGAGUGAAUGAUGCAGAUAGGGUUCUGGCCAUUGUAUUUUUAUCAAGAGAAAAUGCUGCCUUGGUUCCGACGAGAAAAUUUUGAUGUCAUUGUUGUAUAUGCAUGCAUUCUGAGAGAAAUUGUACAGAGGGUGAGAGUUAUUAUUUAAUGCAUGCCAACAGGCUUAAGUCUCUUCAUCCGGCCACUUCCCUGUACGGUAGAAGGAUGCUUAGCUUCUUCCCUGUAACUGUAUAUGAAGAAUUAUAAGGUACCCUAUGGUGAUUGUUCUGUAAAAGUUGGUGUAUAUUUUCAGCGUUCAUACCCAGAUCACUUGUUUGCUGAAUCAGAAGGUCCAGAGUUGAUAGU